AUGCUUGUGCUGGAACUGAUAAAAAGGCAACAACGAAUAAAAGCUCCGAAUUCGGAUCAGUACCCACCGUAUGAUUUAUUACAGAUAAGAAGUUAUUACUCAAAUAUUGUUCAUAGAGCAGAGAAAGUUGAAAUCAAAAAGAUGUUCCUCAUUUCGACACCUGUUGAUGAUUGUCCCGAAGCUAGCUGGUUGAAAUUACAAAAUGUCGCUCGCAAUUUUGCUACAUUUUCCAACAUAGCAAUUCCAAAUUUUCGAACUGCUCCAAUAGCUGAGCUUUAUGAAUUAUCGAAAGAUAUGCAAUUAUUGGAUCAUUCAGUGGAAAAUUUAUUCCGAUCAUUUCUAUCUGCUUUUGAGAAUGUUCUGCUAUUUGAAGAUAUUGAUUUGUUGGAAAAUUUGAUAAUCCGAAAGCAGAGAUACGGUGAAAAUAUCACUGAUUUCUCAUGGAAUAUGGCCAUAUAUUCGCCACAUUUGUUAUUAUCUGAUUUAUGCGAACUAUUUUACAAACAUUUUCAAAAUCUUGACCAACAAAUACGGCAUAAUGUUACAACAUAUAAGGAAAAUUUGAAAAUAGCUAAAGAAUAUAUCCGUACUGAGGAAACAUUAGCCACACAAAAUUUAGCUUGUUUUGUACGUGAGGAAACCAUUAUUGAUACGGAAUAUAUUCAAUCAGUUUAUGUAGCUGUACCACAGCAAUCAGCUAAUACAUGGUUAGAAAUUUGCGAAACACUUCAUGAUUCAAUGGUAGCAUGUUCCAGUUGUUUUAUUAUUGAAGAUGAUGAUUACAAGUUGUAUUCGGUGGUUGUUGUCCGUGAAGAUUUCUUGGAAUUUCGGGAUAAUUGCGCCAAAUAUGGCUUCAUUGCUCGAGGAUAUCAGUGUGAUCCGGAUGGAUUCGCCAGAAAGCUUCAUGAACGACAAAAAGUUGAAGAAGCUGCACGAUAUCAAAAUAUAAUGCUCAUUCAAUGGCUCAAACUAAUGGCUGAUGAGAUUUUUGAGGUGCUAAUUCAUAUUAAAAUAUUUCGAGCAUAUAUCUCAAGUUUGAUAAUAUACGAUGGUCGAGAAUUCCAAAUUAUCAUGUUUUAUCCACGUAAAAAUUCGUCGCAACGAUUGCAAUCCGAAUUGACGAAGUUGUAUGAGGAGCAGGAAGAAUCAGAUGUGACAGACGAAACGGUUUCGUUGCACUCAUCGGAUUUAUCAGACUCGGAUGCGGAUUCUAAUUCAGGUCCGGAGAGAAAACCGAAAAUUGAGAGUCUCUAUCCGCCUUAUUUAAUCUAUAAAGUAGGUCUACCUUUUCCAGAAUACUAA
Molecule: messenger RNA, 1302 nt
Organism: Acanthocheilonema viteae
Lineage: Eukaryota; Metazoa; Nematoda; Chromadorea; Rhabditida; Onchocercidae
Source: the annotation of a GenBank genome assembly